AUGGGGAAUGCACAGGAGAAACCCCCGGGUAGUGGAGGGGGGGGUGCUAAAUCGGAUCAGGCCACGCCAGGGAGCAGGAGGCGAAGCCGGGGAGGAAGCACCACAGAGAAACCCCGGGCCCACAGACAUUCAGACAAGGGGUCAGUAGUAGCCAAUGGUACCCAGGGGAACAACAGCCAUGCUGGGGCAGCGGAGGGCCAGGGCAGCCCCGCGGUGGACACCAGCUACCUGGAUGCCCCCGCCGGUGCCCUUCCACCUCACCUAGCCCGGCUUAAGAAUGAGGGCAAUCACCUCUUCAAACACGGGCAGUUUGGGGACGCCUUGGAGAAAUACACCCAAGCCAUCGGUGGCUGUGCUGACGCAGGUAUCAAUAGCCCCGAGGACCUGUGUAUUCUCUACUCCAACAGAGCUGCCUGUUACCUUAAAGAUGGAAACAGUAUGGACUGCAUACAGGACUGUACUCGGGCUCUGGAGCUACAGCCGUACGCCCUGAAGCCCCUGUUGCGCAGGGCCAUGGCCUAUGAGUCACUGGAGCGCUACAGGAAAGCCUAUGUGGAUUACAAGACCGUGCUGCAGAUAGACACCGGGGUGCAGGCCGCCCAGGACAGCGUCCACAGGAUCACCAAAUUGCUGAUUGAGCAGGACGGAGCCGAGUGGAGACAGAAGCUUCCGGAGAUCCCUCUCGUCCCACUGUCGGCCCAGCAGCACCACAAAGAGCGGCCCGUCAGCGCCGAGCUCAGCCAGGCCCGUGCCGCCAGGGCCGCACAGGAGGAAGCCAGGAGACAGGAGGCCCGCUUCACGGCACUAAAACAGGAGGGCAACGGUCUGGUGCAGAGAGGCCGGUUUCAGGAGGCUCUGGAGAAAUAUAGUGAAUGUCUCGCAAUAAAACCCAGCGAAUGUGCUGUCUACACCAACAGAGCCAUUUGCUUCCUGAAGCUAAACCGCAAUGAAGAGGCCAAACAGGACUGCGACUCUGCCCUGCAGCUUGAGCCAACCAAUAAAAAGGCCUUCUACAGACGGGCCCUGGCCUAUAAAGGAUUGCAGGACUACCUUUCGGCCAGCAGCGACCUCCAGGAAGUGCUCCAGCUGGAUCCCAACGUCCAGGAGGCCGAGCAAGAGCUGGAGGUGGUGACCGGCCUGCUGAGACAGAGUCUGAUGGAGAGCAUGGAGCACACGCCAAGGCAGCUCUAUCCAUCCAUGCACUACUCAAGCCGUGGAAUCCAUAACUAA
Messenger RNA from Lampris incognitus (smalleye Pacific opah), 1230 nucleotides. It is a transcript of the gene spag1a, whose product is annotated as sperm associated antigen 1a. Gene Ontology annotation, molecular function: protein binding. Bases 1 to 1230 code for a protein of 409 amino acids. NCBI's taxonomy places the organism in Eukaryota, Metazoa, Chordata, Actinopteri, Lampriformes, Lampridae. Gene Ontology annotation, biological process: axonemal dynein complex assembly. The record is from RefSeq and is a predicted model, not a curated record. The transcript is spliced from 8 exons. Gene Ontology annotation, cellular component: cytosol.